Molecule: messenger RNA, 3794 nt
Organism: Galleria mellonella (greater wax moth)
Lineage: Eukaryota; Metazoa; Arthropoda; Insecta; Lepidoptera; Pyralidae
Product: apyrase
Exons: 11
Coding region: 138-1775 (545 amino acids)
Biological process (GO): AMP catabolic process
Cellular component (GO): plasma membrane
Molecular function (GO): 5'-nucleotidase activity; nucleotide binding; metal ion binding
Source: RefSeq, a predicted model, not a curated record
UCGACGACUGUCAGUACGAGACACAACUCGAACGUAUAAAAACGUUUGACAUUGUGUCAGAAGGCGCGAGAUAUUGAGCAUGUAAAUAAUACGUCUUGUAAAAUCAUAAUAGAGAAAUUCAAAUAUUAAACAUCAUUAUGGCGGCUAAUAAUUUAAAAUAUCUCUUACUUGUGUCCAGUGUAAUUUACUGUAGUAUUGUCAACGGGUUCGCUGUACCUUUCGAAGGAUUAUACGACUUAGACAUAAUACAUUACAACGAUUUUCAUGCUAGAUUUGAAGAGACCUCGGUCAUUUCUCCAAUAUGUCGGUUCAACAAUAAUUCGUGCUUGGGCGGUUUUCCACGCCUUUACCAUGAAAUUCAGGUUCUUUUGAACGAGAAGCCUGAUGCGAUCUUGUUGAAUGCAGGCGACAGCUUCCAGGGUACUUAUUGGUAUACCUUGCUGAAAUGGAACAUUACACAGCAGUUCAUGAACAUGUUACCGCAUGAUGCACACGCAAUUGGUAAUCACGAAUUUGACGAUGGCCCAUCUGGUCUUGCUCCAUACCUAGCCGCACUCAAAGCUCCUGUAGUUGCUGCGAACAUGGACACCACAAAUGAGCCUUCUCUGCAGGGGUUAUACAAACCUUAUAUUGUAGUCGAAAGAAAGGGCAGGAAGAUUGGGAUCAUUGGGUUGAUUACCACCGAUACUGCGAAAUUAUCUUCGCCGGGCAACGUAGUAUUCACGGAUCCGCGGGAAGCUCUGAAACGUGAGGCGAAAGCGUUGACUGAUAAAGGAGUCGACAUCAUUGUGCUCCUGUCGCACUGUGGCCUCGAGGUUGACAAAGAGCUGGCUCGCGAUUACGGGCAGUAUGUAGAUGUUAUAGUAGGAGGGCACACACAUUCACUACUUUGGAAUGGCCCUUCACCCAGCGGGGAAGAAGUAGCUGGACCGUACCCAAUCUUCAUAGAGAAUACCGAUGAUGGAAAACAGGUGAUGAUCGUGCAAGCUUCUGCAUUUACUAAAUACAUGGGAAAUUUGACGCUAUCUUUCGAUUACCGUGGCGAGCUUGUGAAAUGGCAAGGCGGUCCUAUUUUCCUCAACAGAUCUAUAGCUGAAGACGAAGAUAUUAAAGCCAAAUUGGCACCUUAUGCUAAAUUGGUGCAUGAAGCUGAGAAUGUUCCUGUUGGCGAAACACGAACUACUCUGAGUGACCAGGAUUGUGUUUUCGGAGAAUGUGCUUUGGGAGAUCUGUUGAUGGAUGCAUUUAAUGAAUAUGGAAAAAAUAAUGUGAAUUCCAAUUAUAGCUUUCUGUCGUUCAUGCAACGUGGUAACAUUAGAGCUCCGAUACCAGAAGGAAACAUAACACAAGGCGUAAUAUUUGAAUUGCUACCAUUCAACGACAAAGUGCAAUCAUUCGAACUUAAAGGCAAAUACGUACGAGAAGCAUUGGAGAGGAGUGUUAGAGAUGCAUGGGCAUAUGACCCAUUCAAGGGACCUUGGGUGUUACAAGUAGCUGGACUACGAGUGGUAUACAACGUGACCAAACCAGAAGGGGAACGAAUAGUAUCAGUAGUGGUUGGAGAUAAAAAUGGUACUGAUUUAGACCCUGAGCAGACUUACCAAGUGGUCACGCCUUCGUAUUUAGGUGACGGGGGCGAUGGUUUUACGAUGUUCAGUGAAGGCAGAAGCAAUGUACAAGUAAUAGGUCGUGACCAGGUGAUCGUGGAAAAUUACAUCAAGGGGAAAUCUCCAAUCAACAUCAGUACUGAUGGAAGAAUUCAAAUAUUACAAUAAAUAACGCAUCUUAUUCACAUAUUGCAACCACGAUUGAAUCCCUAUACGCAUCGCAAUUAUUUAUCUAUAUAUACUUAUAUAGAGCUCAUUUUCAUAAAACAUAUAGUCCCAUUUUACUUUUUAUAUCAUUUAACUAUCGUUCCCAUAUUGCUUAAAUUAAGAAGUAUUUUGUUCGAAAUAAUAUUCAAAGUUGUUACGCAAGUAUUUCGUCCUUGUCAACUGAGAAGAGAAGAAAACAACCAACUGACAGUAUUCCUUUCGUUAAUUGGGAACAUUGUCGAUCCGGAUAACAGAGAGAUGUAGGUUCGAAUCCCGUCGGGUGGAGUAGUCGGGAGGUAACUUUUGUUUUUAAUAUUUGCACGCUUGCCCGAAGUAGAUUAUGUAAAGUAUUUUUAAUUUAUAAGAUAUAAAGUUUGAUAUCCAUAAUCAUAGCAAAAAAAAAAAAAAUAUUACUAUUAUUAUUUAUUUAUUUAACACUUUAUUGCACCAACAUAACAGGAUUUGUUGAACAAUUUUCAAUACGUAUAGUGUAGUAGAAAACGCGGUCUUAUUGUUAAGCAAUCUCUUCCAGACAACCUUUGGGUAGAAAGAAUUAAAGCAUAAAUAGGUAGGUGGCUUAAAAAAAAAUAGAUCUGUAAAGUGUUACUAUUCUGUUACUUUUCUAACUUGUACAUUUCAAAAUAGAUUAACAAAUGUAUCCACUUAAUUUUUCUACCUAAUUUUGCUUAAGUUUUAACAUAUAACAAUGCUAUUAUGCCAAACAAAAAAGAACUAAGAUAUUUAUUAUAUAAUAUAAUGAUAUUUAAUCUGAUAAAAAGUAACGAGAAAAAUUUUAUCGUCAGUUUUAUUGAAAUAAGUUUAAACACUAAUAUUUAUACCUAUCAUCAAGCUAGAUAGAUGAUAGAUUAAAUAGUAAGUGAACUAAGUAUCAAGGUUCAAUGCCUUUUUAAUAACUUAUUUUGAUAAGAUUAACAUCUGUUUUUCAAAAUAUUUAUUGAUAUUUUCAUAUAUUAUACGCAGUUAAUGUAAUUCUUAAGAGAAAGAACUAAUAUCUCAGAAGUUAAAAUAUAUAUUUAUAAUAUCAUUAUUACUUCCAGAUGUAUUUGUAACUUUAGAUUUGUUAAUUUGUAAUAAUUAAAUAAGAGAAUUUUUACUACAAUGCUAUAGUAAUUCUCAGUCACUAUAGCAUAUAUAUUAUGACUACAGUCCAGUCAUGUAUAAACGAUAUAUCUCCUUUGAAAUACACUACCUGAGGAGAUAAAACAACAUCCUUUCUCAGAACACCUUAAAAUUCCUAUCACUGACAGGAAUUAGCAGCGAACUUUGAAAAAGGGCGAGUACAAAUGAUCACAGAGGUCGCAGUGUUACAAGUCUUUCUGUCUGACUAAGCCCAUUUUUUCAAUAUUAAUAAUUCUCAGUUUAAUACUAAAAAAAUAAUAAAAUAAAACUGCUUAAAUAUUAACACAAAAAAAUUAUACUUGGACUAUACUUGGAAUAUGCACUUAAUAAAUUCAUUACUAAAUAAUUAUAUAUUGCAUUAUAUUGUAAGGUCGAUAUGCUUUCUAUAAUUCUAUAAAUUACUUUUAUGUUGUUGUAAUGUCCCAAAGAAUUAAUUGUAAUAAUUGUAUUGUAAUAAGUAUAUGUGUUUAUUUAAUUGAAAGUAGGUUUAUUUGAUCAUUAUAAGGAAUCAACAAUUGAGGAAGAAUUUUUCUCCUAAAGUUCAACGGACACGUUUACACAGAGCGUUCCUAAUCAUCAUGUAAUCACUCGACAUCUGUAAAAUGUCGUUGGACUACUGGUUGUUCCUUACACUGUGGUUUAUAAAUUUAAAUAAAGUUACUUAGAGCUCCAGAAAGGGUACAAAGGGCCUGAAUAAUUUGCAUUCUAUUUUUACACAACUGCGAAGAAACAGGAUUGCAAUGAUGGAUAACGUAAAAAAUACUAGAGAUAGCUGGAUUAUCUGUAUUUUUUAAUAAUAUAACUAAUGUAACUAAAAAAAUUUAAUAAUUUAACCUUUGU